CAAAUCUCCCGAGGGUUUAGGCGGGUUUGCUUCCACUCCAGGGAAAUGGUGUGGCGUUACCACCCCCCAUCGCCCAGGGAGUCUUUCGGUCGGGAAGAAAGCUAGGACGAAAUGGUUGCCUUGGAACAGCUUUCUCACGGCUGCAUAGCUAAAAUCAUCGGCAUGGGCUUUUCCGCCACCCAGGCCUUAUAUCCAUUAACGGCAACAACUACAUGUAGUCAUGUUAUUGCGUUUACUGCGUCGGGAGUCAUGCGGUCGGCCGGGGUUUUUGGCUUCGGGUGAACAAGUCCACCCUACUAGUCUGCCACGAAGAGGCAAACCCCAUGUGGACGCCUUCAAGUUUCCUCGGAGACGCUUCAGCUCUCACUGAACGGGAUGUUUCUGUACGAGAACAUUCGGAUUUAAUUCCCUAAAUAAAGCCACUGGGUUUCCUAGUAGUUAGAGUAUUGUGCCUUUAUUUUCCAAUUGAAGUAAGUUGAUACACUUUUUACUAUUGUACACACAUCUGUAUUUGCAUAGAAAUGUAUUUAUAUAAUUAAACUACAUUUAGUAUCACUAACUUUGUUGUCAUUUUUCUUUGCAUGCUGUCUGUUAGAUCAGUCUUUUGUUACGUAUUGUUAUGAAUACGAGUCAUCUAUUAUAAUUAACACAGAUUUAAUCUACAUAACCAUUACGGUACGUAACAGUAACAGGUGCGUUUUCUGUUAUUUUUUAAAGCUUGUAUAAAUAUUUAGUAGUAGCAAAACUAAGUGUGUAUAAAUUUUAAGUGGUAUAUUUAAGUAUUUUAUUGUUUUGUAAUUAUUAUUAUUAUUUAAUUUUUUUUUUGUUAAAUAGUUUUUCUCCAAUUGUUUUCUUGAUAAUUAAAAAUGUGCCGUUUUUCAGCCCCGGGUCCCUUUAAACUAAAUGCUAUUCGGGUGUCAUUUGUGGCAGUUCAUUUUAUUUAAACUGAAGAAGCAAGUUUACAGAAUUAUAGUCAUUUCAGUUAUCUUUCAUUUGAUAUCAAAUUUUGUCGAACAAACCCAACGAUAAUAUUUUAAAUAUUAAAAAAAAAAAAAAAAGUUCUCUCACCCUUUUCCGGGUCUGAAUACCGUGUCCGAAUACCGAAUAGCGGCAGCUUAAUCACUAAAAUCAAAAGGUAACCAUUAUUCUAAUAUUGUUAAGUGUACUAAUUGGUUUCAUACAAAUUUCCGUUACAGACUCUAGAUAUUUUAUUUUCUUUCAAUUUUAACAUGGUAAGCUAAAUUAUUGUAUUAAAAUUUGAUAAAUGCAAAGCAAUAAGUUAGCAUAUUUUGUUUUCGUACAUCUAAUUUUUCUUGUAUUUUCAACAUUUCAACUUUUUAAUUAACUAUUGUCAUGGACGCUUGACAGGACAUGAAUUUCCUCUACCACAUUAAUUCAAUUUCAAACGUUGUUUUUAAAUAAUUCAUUUCCUUAAGACAAAAGUGAUUUGCUAGCCAUGUUUUUAUAUUCACCAGGCUUUUAAACUAAUCAAAUUAUAAUAUUAUGGAUCAACCUGAAUAUCUUUCUGCCGAAGAAUUGAGAAACAGAUUAUACCACAGUUUACGGGACCGCGGGCUUGUAGAUUCAUUAAAGGUAGCCUACUACUACUAAAUAUUAUAAAGUUUUACUAAUUUAAAUAUUUUUAAUUAGGCUCAAAACUUAAAACGGUGAUAUUCUAUAUAAAGCUUAAACACCACUUCAAAUUUUUGUAAAUCUUGGAUUUCUUUUAUGAAAAUAGAUUGUUUAGACUUAGACUUAGAACUGAAGUUUAAGUUUAGAGUUUAGUUAGUAUUCUAAAGGCUAAAACUAAAACAGAAGUGUGAUAGUGAUUGUACUACUGAACUGAAUACUGAAUGCACUUAGCCUUAAACUAAAUAAAUUUCUCUAAUGCUUUUCAGUUUGUAAUUAUCUAAUUGCUGUUUGCUAAAAUUAUUUUUAGUGUUUCAUUACAGUUACAGGUAGUUUUAAAAAAAUAAAAUCCUAUUUUUGUUUCAGUCACAACUGAGGAAUAGUUUAGUUACUGAAUUAAAACAGACAGUUCAUGGACCUUUAACAAUAAAAGAUCUGAAAGUUCCAGAAGGAGGAUCUCUCUUGCAUAGAGCAUCUAACAGUCUUGUUGCAAACCACUUGCGUUCAUGUCAGUAUGAAUAUACCCUCAGUGUCUUUUUGCCAGAAUCUGGGCUUAAUCAAGAUAAGGUAAAUAUACAUUAAUCAAGAUAAGGUAAAGAUACAUAUUGUUAUUUAUUUUAAUUUCAUAAACAAAUAAUUAACUUUGGCUUUUCAAUUUUUAAUGGCUCUGUUAUUAUUGGGCCCUAAACAAUCUGACUAUAAAAAGUUAAAUUCCCUUUGGUUAAACUGCAGCAUAGUAAUUUUUUUUCAUUUGAAUUGUGAAAAAUCUUGGCGCUAAUUGAGGUAAUUGGAAUGAAUCUCAAUGACAUAAUUUAUUCCACUCAAAUGCAAAACUACAGCUUAUUAUGGAAACAAAUUGUUGCUGAUGAUCGGUGAGACAAAAGCAUAAAGAUUAUCGCUCUACUGUGGUUUAAGCAUUAACCCUAGGAAAUGUCAGAUAAAACCAAUGGGGAAAAAAGUUUAAGAGAACCUAUUGCAAAAUUAAAAAUUUGUAUGCAUGGAUUGUGACCUACAACCUUACAAUGAUAAGGAAGUUAAAAAAGUUGUAUGAAUUGCAAAAAAAUGGUAACAAACCAUAUCACCAGGAAAGUUAUAAUUUUGAGCUUGAAAUGUGAACAUAACAAAAUUGUCAGAUACAUAGUUGCUGGUAUUUUUUUUAAUAAGGGAGAUGGUUAUUUAUAAUAAAAUAGAUACAUGAGCUGUGUCUGUUUACUUGCUGGCAAACAAGAGCAGAUACACCGACAUAUUAGCAACUUUAUCAACACAUGUAAUAAUAUCAAUGUUCAAAUAUUUUUGUCUGAUCAACUCUGAUGCAUUAUUCAUUUACAACAUUUUUUUUUGUGCUUGAAUAUUUGUAUAGAGAGAGAGUCUAAUCACUGUCCUGAUAUUUUUCACUCUAGAAAUUUGAAACUGUUGACCUUCUCAAACUUUUGAACAUCAGUCCUCAAUCUAGACUUUACCAAAGACUUGUAAGUUAUAUGUUCAUAAAAUAGCAUUUAAUGGGGGUAUCAUAUUUAGUUUAAAGAUUUUAUGAAUGCUUAUUAAGGCAAAUAUAUAUUUAACAUUAGUAUACAUACUGCAUAAGUUCUGUUUAUUGCUUUAUAUUUAAAUAUUUAAACAAUUGUACUUACAUUUGUCAGAGUGCACAUACCCAACAAGAUUCUAAACGAGGUAAGAAACUGCUAUUAACUUACGUAAGUUAGGUACAACUCUUAUUUCCAGUACUUGAUAUCUGUUGUCUGGUGUUGUCCUGCUAAAAUUAUAAAGAGAUAUAUAUAUAUAAAUCUAAUUUUUUUCAUAUGUGUUGAUACUAGGUCUUAUAUCUAAAAAUUUUCCUUCAUUAAAGGAUUUUUAUGGCAACUGUUAUCUGAAGUUUCAUCUUUACAUGCUAAUUCAAUCAACAAUGUGGGAUGCCAAACUGAUCUCAUCAAAGUGGGACCAAUUACACCUCUGGGUAAAUAAUAAGUCUGCAAUCCUAAAGGUCGUUCACACUACCAAUUUGUUACUUGGAUUUUCAGCUUUCUGUGACCACAUGCUAUGUGCAAAAAUACGGGGCUACUAAGUUUCAUUUUCACUGGUUAUUGGAGUGUUGCAAUAUAUUGUCUUUUGGCAAUAUACAGAAGCAAUCCUAUCAUAUUUUUAUCAAUGUGCAUGCAUUAUAUUCAUCAGACAGAUUAAGUAGCAUAUAAACUGGUCAUAAAAAAACUGCAAAUCUUUGACAAAUGUAGUAAUCCGUAAUAGCCAUAAUUUGUAGUUUGAAGUUUUAAAUUUGUGAAACAAAUUUCAUGUUUGAUUUUAUUGUAGUGGGCUAGACAAGAAAAGGUUUAAGAGGAACAAUAUCUUGUUUGGAAAAAUGAAAGUAAAUUAAGUAAAGAUUUUAAAAAAUUUUCCUUGUGUGCAUGGUUAUUGGUAAAAGCAUACUGGUAUUUAAAAGAAAAAAGCCAAAUGUAUUCAUUUAAUGAGCCAGAGGUCGCUGACUGUUGUACUGGCACAUAAAUUUAAAGAGCCACUUGCAGCCACAGGUCGCUUGACUGUUGUACUGGCACAUACAUUAAGAGAGCCACAUGCUGCCACAGGUCGCUGACUGUUGUAUUGGCACAUUCAUUUAAGGUUGAUAAAUAUAAACAAAAUUCCUGCAUCAGAUGCCAUAGUUGUCUCUGCUCAGUGUGAACCCUUACAUCAAAUAUAUGUCAUGUGUCAUUUACUCUCAACUUGGAUUCUCAAAUGGAUUCACCACUGUGCUUUCUGGUUGCAACAAAUCAGCAGUGUGAACGUACCCUAGGUCAUCAAUCACAUAUUUUCAAUCUCUGUCUAGACUGAUAGUUAUCACUGGUUAAUAUUUUUAUCUCAAAACUUAUGAUCAAAUUAGAUAUCUGAAUGAUUUAAAACAAAUUUUUUUUUCAACUUAUCUAUAAAUAUUUACCACACUGUUAUGCAUGAGUCUGAAAACAUUGUCAGAAAUUGAAUUUGAAAGCUUAAUAACUUCAAAUAAUUUUUCUCUGUUUGAAAUUUUUCUUUUAAUAAAAAUUCAAAGACUUGAGAUAAUUUAUUUUAUUGCUUUGGAUCCUGUUUAAAAAAAUAAUAAAAUCAAGCUGUUCCUGCGCUUAUUUUAAUUUACAGAUGAAAAACUUUCUGAUGUUGAUGAGCUGUAUGCCUCACGUCGUGAUGAUUUUCUGCGCACUGGAAGAUCUGGUGCCGAGGAAAGACUUCUUAGUUUUCAGCGUCAGUUAGAAGAUCGCUAUAACACACAACUCAAAAUGGAGGUUUGUUUGUUUCCUUAGGAUUUUAAAACAUUAUUUUAAUAUAGCCGAAUGUGACUAUUAACCUGCUCUUAGACUAAAGUGUAAAAAAAAAGUUCUGAUAAAAUUAAGAGAGGACAGAUCAUUUCAACUCACGAUUUAAAGAAAUAAAAAAGGUGAAAAAAAAUUAAUUUCUUUAAAACUUAUCUUUGUUAUUAUUAUUUUUGGUUUUCUUUUGAGCUGUUCUACUUAUCAAUCUUUGGUUUUAAACUCAUCAAUCUUUCCUUUUACACUUUCUUUCCUCUCCCUUUCAAUUUUUCAUAAAAAAAUAAGUAAGUUAAUUCUUUAAAGCAUCAUCUGGGAGCAUCUUCUCAGUGCUCCCCAGCUCAGUACAUUAAUAAAGAUAAAAUAGUUUUGUGAAUGCAAAGAAAAUAAAGUAGAUAAAUAAAAUAAUUUCAGUUAUCAAUAGAAAUAAAUUGUAUGUAAAGAGAUUUAGAGCUAUACCCCACUGUUUUGUUGUUAAUAUUAAAAUUAUUCUAUUAUGUUCUUUAAGUUGCCUUGGUACCAAAAAUCCAGAUGAAUAGGAGAAAUUUUAUGAGAAAUGUUGAUAUCUUGAUAACGAAAAUAAUUGUCCUUUUACAUUUUAAAUUCCAUUUUAAAGCUUGCAAGAAUGCGGGACUCAGAGAUAGCAACAAUGAAAAUUGAAGAAAGAGAAAACGGCAGAAAAAGUUUAGAACAAGCCAGGAGAGAGGUAAAUUUGUUAUUUCUUUUCAAAUUUGUUGAGAUCUGUUUUAAUUACUUAAUAUGGGUUUACACCAUUUGAUUCUUGUAAUUGAUAUCAUAAUAAUCUAUACGUAAAUCUUUAAAUAAUCUCUAUGGGAAUGUUGAAAUAAUCAAUUUGUAAAUGUUUAAAUAAUCUAUACGUAAUUGUUUAAAAAUACUCAGAUGUCCUCUAAAGCAGUGUUUCCCAAACUUUUAAGAUGGGGAGAGUGGUGAACAAGUUUCAAAUUGCACCAGUGCCAGAUGAAUUACCUUUCUUUCUUUUCUUUUGACCAUAAAUAUUCACAUAUUGCGGACUGGCGCCAGUCAGCUGACCACACUUUGGAAACACUCCUUUUGGAGAAAAGAAUUCCUUACAUUUUUAAUUUAUUUUUAAACAAAAAAAAAUAUUUUAAAAAAGAAAAAAAAACAGAGUUUUUGGGGAGGCCUUUCAAUAUUUUUAACAAGGGCUGUUUAAAAAAAAAUUUAAUGCAAUUUUUAUAGCACAUAGCUGAGAAAACAAAUUAAAAACAACAUUGGACAGAAUGGGGUAAGAACCUAAGACAUUCACAUUGCCAUAAGGAGGACUUUAAGCAACCAGCUGUAAAUUUCUAUAUAUUUAGUAUACAUGGAAGUUAUUACGCUUAUUUAAAACUUUUGUGAUUAUCAAAGAUAGGUGUUGCAUUGACAGCCAUCUUUAUUUUGGAAUAAAUAAUUUGAGGGAUUCAUCAAGCUUUAAUAAUUUGGAAUGUACUCCGAGACUUUGUAGCAAUUUUCAGUUAGCUGUUGAAGACAGCCAUUCAAACAAGUCGAGUGUAAUUCAAGUGUAAUUUCACCAAGUAGCCUAGUGUUUGUGGUACCAGCACUGACCAUCUUGCCGUUAUUCUUAUCUUUUUAAAGCUGGAGAGAGUGUACAAAGACAAGUAUGAUGCCCUUGUUAUUCGAGAGAGAAAUACCUUGGAGCGACUGCAGCAGCAGACAGAGGUAUUGCCAGCCACCAUGUGAAGCACUGGGUCAUAAAAAAACAUUUCCCAUUUGAAAGGAAACAAAUAAAUCAUCUGUUUGUUUUUCUUAAAAAUUUUAAUUAUGAUUUGUCGCGCUACAAGGUUUAGUUUAAACUAUUUGAAAUCUUUUUUUACUGAAACUGCAUCUGUUCAUUUUUAAUAAAAAAUACAAGCUGGAUAACACGUCAAACACCAACAAUUACCAAAUUUCUAAAAAAUAGAUGCAAGAGAGAGAAAUGCAUGCUCAGCGCCAGUCUAUUCUAGAGGAAAUAGAAGCUGUCAGGCAGAGAGAAGCAGAAGUGAAAAGAGAAGCUGAAGUCAACAAAAGGUAAAAUGGUUGUUAAUUGGUAGAAUUGUUGAUAGUUUCACUGAUGAUCCUCGAAUUAACCUCUUUGAGCAAUUAGAAUUCUUUCCUACAUGCACCAAUCACUGCCCCCAUUUCAUGUUAAAUCCAGGGAGAAGAGGUUGACGGAAGACCGGGUUAAAGAUAAAGAGAGUGAUGUCCGCAGACGGGAGCUAGAAGUGCAGCAAAGAGAGACAUCGUUUGAACAAAAGUUACAGAAUGAAAUGGCCCAGUAAGUAGAACAGUGAAUGUAGUUGCCUUCCCAGAUCCAAAACAUUUGAGUAUUGACCAAUUAAAAAUAAGGGGGGUGGGGGGUGUCGGUCGGGCACUGAAAAAAGAGUCACAGUCAUCUCACUGUAAUUAUGUAUCUCAAUACAUGUCACUAUAAUUGAAUAUCUGGGCUCACUGUCUGCCAGCAAUUUUUUAACUUAGCUUGAUGCUUGCCCAUUGUUGCAGAAAUAAUAGUAGGCCUGGAGAGAAGUAAAUAUUUCUAGUUUGGAUUACAGUUGGUCUACAUUUGUUCUGUAAUCUUAAACGACACACUGGUUACAUGGAUAGAUUAUUGUAACAAAAACUCACAGAAUUGAAACAUUGCAGUGAGGAUGGAAUUAGUGAGGUGAAUAAGGAUAGACAUAUCAGAAUAAAAGAUUGGAACUUUCUAUGGGUGUGUUAAGAGAUUAAUUUUUUUUUCUUAAAUUCUAAAUAAUUAUAUUGUCCAUUUAUCAAAUUUCUUUCAAUUUGGGAAAGUAAAUUUGUACCCAAAAAUUAAUUUCAGAUUUAAAUUGGAUCAGCAAGCCAGGUUUAUUGAGAGAAUUCAAAAUGUAGAAGUCAGGGAAGCAACAUUAAAAGGUGAGGUUACUGGUUUCCUUUGAACUUACCAUUGAAACAAAAAUACUAUAAUUUGUUGUGGAAACCCUUUACAGGUCUCAUAAAAUUAUUGUCUAAAUUAUUAAGCCUCAAAAAAUAAAUAAAUAAUAUAAUCUACUUUUCUUAUGAGUAGGGCAAUGAAUAGCAAUUACUUCUUUAUGAAUAUUUUGGUUUAUUUGGUUGUUGAACAGAUCUGGAUUUUUAUAAAGCAAUGUGUUCUCUUUUAUCAAUUAGAGCAAGAGAGGAUUGUGUCUGAGGAGAAAGCACGAUUACAACAAAUCAAGGAUGAACUCAGAGACAAAACUCAUAGAGUUAAUGAAUUAGAGGUAACUACUUUGAUUUUUAAAAUAUUUUUAUCUUUUACAUUUGGACAGAACUAUAGAAGAAAAAUAAAUGUUCAGCAUCUGCAUUUUUUCCUCAUAUUGCAUUUUUUUAACUAGAAAAAUUUAUUAUCUUACGAAAAUGUUCUGUAUUUUUUCUAGACCAAGAUUUCUGAAGCUAAAUACAGUGAGAUAGAUGCAAACAAGAACAAUGAAUAUCUCAAUGCAAAACUAAGAGAUGUAUGUUUUCUUAAAAUUUAUUAUUUUAUUAAACCAUUGAAUUCUUGCAUGGAAGAUGUAAUAUAAUUCAAGGGUUGGUGUGCUGUGUUUUUUUUUCUCCCUCCCUCUUCACUUUUGAACAUGGUUCUCAUUAACCAUUGAAUUCUUGCAUGGAAGAUGUAAAAUAAUUCAAGGGUUGGUGUGCUGUGUUUUUUUUUCUCCCUCCCUCUUCACUUUUGAACAUGGUUCUCAUAAAAGUUUUUGUUACAAAAAAAAAAAAAAAAAAAAAAAAAAAAAAAAGCAGAAGAGAUUUCACAGUGAAGUCAUUCAAAGGAGCAACAAAUUCUCUUCGUACCAUUUAAAAAUGUAUAACAUCAAUGCAAAUUUCUAAUGAUUGUGGAUCCUUAAUUUUCUAAGUGUGCAAUCUGCAACAAUAUGUUUUUUUUUGUUUUUUUAAGGUAUAGAAACUUUUUGAGGACUUCAGUUAACACAGAAUGCCAAUUAAUAAUGGGAAAGGUUCAUUUACUUAAACUUUUUUUUUUUUGCUGUUAAUAAAUGAACAAAAAGAGUUCUUCACUUUUGGCAAUCCUGUCUUUUGUUUUAACUGAUUUGCAAUUUUCUCAUCUAUCUGGUAACAGAUGUCUGAUUACAAAACAUUGAAAGAACAAGUUAUAUUGUAUAGAAAUGAGCUUGAAACUCUAAGGACGUAAGUCAUUAAAAGUGUUAGUAUAAAAAUGAAUACAUAGAUCUAAUUCUUUAGGUUUAUAUAUCAAGUAUAUUAUUUUUUAAUAGAUCAAAUAGUUGCACAUUAAUUACAUAUAAAUCUAAUACAUGUAUAUUAAUUACAGCUCGAUUUCAUGAUAGAUUCGGAUUUACCUAUAAAUAUUAAAUAAAGUGGAAAAAAGGUAAUUAAUUAAUUAAACUAUUUUAUUCUAAUGCCACUUUUCUUUUUGUCUCCUGCAGACGUUUAGCUGAGGUUUUAUCUAUGAACGAAAGAGAGAGGGGAAGUAAGUUAAGAUUUUAAAAGUGAUUUCGACAAAUCUUACCAUGUUUAAAUAUUUAACUUAAAGUUACUGAUCCAGUCAUAGUAACGUUCACUUCCAAAACUUGACUGAGACAAACGUAACACAUUUAAAUAGAUGGUUAUUCAAGGCCUAUUGUUAAAAUAAGCAUUUCAUGUCUAUAAUUGAAAAUAUUUUGUUUUAAAUUAAAAUAAGCAAAAGUGAAUUGUCUUGUCAGGACAAGAGGAGUUGUUAAGAGAGUUACGUAGACCUUCCCCUGAAUCACUCAUGCUUCAGAGAGAUCUUGAGAGGGCCAAGGAAAGUCUAAGACAGGAGCAGCUAGUCUUUAAUCAGCAAAAACAAUUGCUAGAAAUUAGACUGAAAGAGGAGGUAAUUGAUGUGUAACCAUCCUAUGAUAUGUUAACAAAGGGAAUGAAUAUUAUAGCAAAAGGUGAUGCAAUAUUCAAAGACAACUUCUUUCAAUUCUUAAAGGGUGACAAAAAUCAUUACAAACAUUCAUUACUUGUACAUUUGUUUAUUGAAUAUCAGAUAACAGAUUAAAAGUUUAAAUAAAACAGUCUUUGAAUUUCUAAAGCUUGACAGAAACAAAGAUCUUAUGCAAAGGUUUGAAGAGCAGAUGCUACAAAUGAAAGAAAUGAAUCGAGAAAUUGUGGACUUAAGGCAACAUUUACACAUGACAACUAAAGGUAGAUCUCUUAACUUAUUGCAGAUUUCAUAUUUUUAUCGUAAGGAGAGUUAUGUUAUUUUGUAUGACAAUUGAAAAUAUUUUCAUUAUUUUUAAAGGAACUGUUUAACCUGUUAUAUAAAAUUGUUAAUGAGUUUUCUAUUUUUUUAAAAAAUUUUUUAGCUUUGAAUAAUGAAGUAUACAGAAAGCCAGAUGAUGGUCAAGAUGAGUAAGUUCCUUAACAAUUUGCGAUUAUUUUCAUGUACUUUUAAAUUCACAUAUUUUUCCCUGAGUAAUGGAGUAAACAAAUGAAAUGUUAAUUUUUUUUUAAAGUUUCUAAAAAAAAUUACUAUUUUUAAAAAUAUAAAAUUUAUGUCAAAAUUCUGACUCAUGGUAUAAUAUAAUGUCUCACUUUUCCAAGACCACAGCGGAAUGACCUCAGAAGGUCUCAAAAGGCCCACAACUCCAACGAAAAUUCUGUAGAUUUUAACCUGGAUGUCUCAGGGCCACGAAGGUCACUAAGGUUUGAGCCUGACCCCAAAGAAGUUUACCAUGAUGUGGAUUUUGGCCUAGGCUCAGUGUAUCAACCAAGGGAUGGGGUCUACUUUGAUGAUGAUCAGUCUUCAUCAGACUCCGCAGACAUCAUUGCUCAGGCUAAAUACAGGCUGAAAAGUCUUGACCAUGAAGCUCAUGUAAGUAUAUCUAGCAGUUCUUUAUUAUUUAUUUUAUUUUAGUGAAUUAACAUUAAGUUAUUGAUUUUCAAUCAUCAAACCAAAAUACAGCAAGCCAAUUGCAUUUUUCUGUUAAAAAUAUUUUCUUAACUCUUCAGAAUCUGGAAAAGGCAUAUCAUGACUUUCACUGUCGUAUGACAAAUGUCAAUGCCCUGCCUGCAGAACCACAGCCAGUAAUUCCUUCAGUAACCAGGAAUUCUGGUGAGGCUAGUUGAAUAUUAAUAUAUAAAAUUCAAUAUUAGUUUAGCAUUAGAUUAAAAGGCUUUUAUUUUUUUUAAUAUUGACAAUAAUUUUUAAAAAAAAUGAUAGUUUAAAAUUUUAACCAGGUUGACACAGAACUUUAAAUGUUCAUAAAGUUUUUAAAAUAAAAUUUUUGAUGACUUAAAGUUGUACAUUUAUAAUGACUUAAAGUUGUACAUUUAUAAUAAUGGUACUGGUGAAAACCAUUACUUUAUUGUAGUAUACCUAAGAGUUUUUAAUUUUCAAAUUAAACUAUUUUUGUGUGUGUUUUUAUCCAAAAAUAUUGAAAUAGCCCCAAAACAAGAUGUUAUAAUGAGGUCACCAGUACACAGUCCAAUACCUUUUGAUAAUCCUAUGUCAUCAACACCCUACAAGCAGCCAAGGAAAGCCCAGGAAUUUAAUGGUUUGCUCUCUUUAGUCAUUUGCAGAGGCAGUUUUAAUGUGCUUUGUUUCUUUUAACCACUGUGCUCCUGAAGGAGGUAAUUUUUAAAACUAAGUGUAUGAUGGUAAAGACUUUUUGUGUAUUAUAGAAAAUGAUAAGGAAUAUUACAAAAAUCUGUUAAAUGUUUAUUUUAAAAAUGUAUUAUUCUUUUUGUUAAAUAUCAGAUAGCUUUGCAGAACUUGGCACUCCACAUCUGAUACAGAGAAAGGCCACUUCACACCAGGAUCAGUCACAAAGGAGUCAUAGCAUAGCAAUAGACCAGAAAGAAUAGUAAGUUUAAAUUUUCUUAUUUUUGGCUUUACAAUAGAAAUAAAACAUGGAACAAUGUUACCCUAUUUAGAUCAGUGUUCCGCAAAUGGUUGUGCUAUGACCGGCACCUGUCUGCAAUCCUUGCUGACCAGCAUAACAUGAAUAUUUAUUGUCAAAUAGAUAGAAAAUAUAAUCAUUCAAUCUGGCGCUAGUCCCUGGUUCAGUUUUGAAACUUGUCCACCAGACUUUUAUGUUUUUUGGGAAACACUGCCAUUUUUGGAGAAUAUUUCACAUUUGAUAUUUUAAAAUACUUGAGCUUGCGCUAUGUAAAUCCUUCAAACAAUAUAUUAUUAAUCAUUUUAAGCUUCAGUGAAAAACCUGUUGUUCAGAAGAGAUCCAUAACAGUAGAUGAUUUAGAACAGAGGCCCGGAUCACCACCCAUAAUGGUCAUAGCAGAAUCCAUAUCAAGUGAUGAAGGUUGGUGAUCAAGUUAAUUAAUUAGUUCUGACCAAUCAAUAAUGUUUCUUAAAAAUAAUUUGCCUAAUGACUUUUCUCAGGAUUUGAACUGACUUACAUGCCACAAUAUAAUAGUCCUGCAGCCUUGAUUUUGCCAUUUUGUUUUAUAACAGAAGUAAAAAAUAAAAAAGGAUAUUGCAAAAUAAAAAGAUAUGAAACAGUUAUGAAGUAUUAUUUGUCACAAAUAAAGGUAAACAAAGUAUUUUAUUUUUAAAAAUCACUUUAAAAAAUCAAGCACAUUAUUCAUUUAAUCAUUUUCUUUCUUGCCAUUUUCUGUUACAGGUAAAAGAAAUUUAAGAACAGAUACAGGCAAAUUCGAUACUAUUGAUGCAGUUUACACCUCGAUGCCUGAUAGCCCUAUUGAAACUAAAGCUGAUCCUGUCCUCCAAACCCAACACUUUUCUCUUGAUUCUGCCUGGAAAACUCAGACACGGGAAGAAGAGCAAGCUGGUAAGAAGCAAUUUGGGAACCUUCAAACUAAAGACUGUAAUUAUAACUAAAUGGUUAAACAUUGCAAAGCAUUAGUAAAAAUAGCUGCAAUAACAACAAAGUUGCAAGUACUGAGAUAGGAAGAACAAAAGAAAUGCUUGCUGCACCAGGGAAAUUGAUGGAUUAACCAGAUCAAUCAGAUUAUUUUUCUUUAAAAAACAAAAAUCUAAAUUUUGGAUUUUGAAAUUAAAUUGUCUGUUUUUGUUUUUUAAAAUAUUAAGUUAAAACUUAUGUACUGUAUCAUGAAACUUAAAUGUAUUUUAUUCUCAUUGAAAGCUUCUAUUCUUUUGAUUUUCUAAGUAAGCUUACAAAAGUUAUUUACAUAUUUCAAUGUUUUAAAUUGAAAAAUAUAAUGAUAUUCUUAAUUUUCAUUUUGCAAUAAGAAUAUAGGACAAAGAAAGAGAUGGAGGAAGAAAACAGACAAGGGGAAGGAAGACUGGUGGAAGAAAGGUUGGACAGAGAAGAGAAAGGCUGGAAAAAGGAGCCAGAAAAUGUUGAGGUUGGAAUCAUACAUAGUUUGUAAAUAUUUUUAAUUACACUUCAGAAUGAUACUUUAAUAUAUCAAUAAAGGGCUUCCCACUUUAAUUAUUUGCUAAUGACUCCAAAUAAUUUUUUUGGUUGAAUUUCUUAUUCAUAUAUAAGUAAAGAGCUAAUGUAGAUGCAUAACGCUGCUAAUUUAGAUGUGUAAGGCUAGUUCUUAUAAACAAUACUGAUUUUGUGUUAAUUUACGGAAAUCAAAUCAAAUUAGAUCUGAUAAAGUAUAUCUGCUUUUAUGCAAGGAUAUGUAAUCUUUAAUAAUAUUUAAGUAUUUUUAUGAAUUAGAAAUAAAUGGAAUUUUCAAAAAAAAAAUUAAAAAUUGAAGUAUUUAUCUGAAUCUAAGUGAAAAAGUAAAAAAAAUGUUAUUCCAUUUGUACAAAACAAUUAUGAUACUCUCAAAGUGCCUAUAGAGGAGAUGGACACAAUGAUAUCAUCUGUGUAAUACUAUUAUUUAUUUGAAAUUCAAUGUAAUUUAACAUUAUAGUAGAGGUAUAAACCUCAAGGUGAGAUUGUAUUUUGUAUAAAAUAAAAGGCACUCUAUUAUAACUAUACCUGAAAUUAAAAUGUAAAAAUACUUUUCAUCCCAAUAUUAUAUUUAUAUUGCUUUAACUUUAAGGUAAGAUGAUCUUGGUGGGUGUAUGUAUGGUCAAAUGAUGAAAUCUGAAUAAAUUUUAAUGGCUCAAAUGACCCGCAAAUCGCGAGCAUUAACUUUUCUAGAAAAUCAAAGUCUAGAAAAUUAGUGUAUAGAUAAUUUGAAAUAAAUUUGUAAAAUAUUUAUUGUACUAUUUUAUGUGUUUAAAUUUCAAGGGUAAUGAAAAUUUAGCACCAAAAAAAGUAGGGGGGGGGGGUGUGUGUGUGUGUACAUUUUAAUAUAAUAUCAGUAUUUCAAAACUGGAUUGUGUUACAGACUGAAAUAUGGGUAUGGAUUUUAAUUUCAAAAUGGAUAACCAUAUUCUAAAAUAUAAGGAAAUAAGCGGUUAACUAUUUUUUAAAAUAGAAAAAUGAAACAAAUUGCAUGGUAAAAGGGAGUUGGGACAUUAGAAUAUAUAGUUCAGGGUUAAGCAACAUGUCCAAUGUGUUACCUUAGUGUUGGAAAGUGCAGUUGGAUAAGAUUUUCUUUGAAACUAAGGACAUUAUAACUUUACCAUUUUUCCAAAUAUACAGUUCAAUGGUGAGGUAAGGGGUGGUCACAUAUUUAACAUUAUGUUUAUAUGAUGAAAUUAAUUUUUAAAAAUAGCUAAAUUUUUUUUUUUUUCCCCAAAAUACAGUUAAGGGGCCUGAACAAGUAGGAAUUAUGAUUUUCUUUAAAUAUAAUAUAAGGAAAUAUUUGUUUUUGUAUUUUGUGCAAAAUACAGUUUAGGUGCAUGGGAAAUUUAUGAGAUAAAGAGUAGUAAAUACAUAAGAUUAUUUCACUUACAGUUACAGACAGGAAAAUUGAAGAUUUGUCUUGAACUUUAAGAAUUCUGUUUUUAAUCAUUUCUGAUUAUAUCCUUUUAAAGUUUAAGGACAUGUUUUUAAAAUUUUAAGAAAAUAUGUUUUCUUUGUACCUUUACUGGUAGUUAAUGGGCGUGGAAAGGGGUUGAAUUGAUCUAUAUUAUUUAGGAGAAUAAAAACAAUUCUCAAACUCCAAUGAUGUGUGAAACGUAAAUAUCUAUGCAUUGAUUCUUCUUUAAAAAUUAUUGAAAGUUUAAUUGACUAUUUCCUAAUAAUACCAUACAAGGGCAUUCAAUUAAAAAAUGAAAUUUUUGAGGAUUUAUCAAAACUCUGUUCAGAUACAUAUGUAAAAAUUGGAGUUUUAGAUUUUGAGACUUCGCUACAACAGGUGAAAAGUCAUUACUACCCCUGUAACACCAGUUUACAUUUUCUAGUUCUAUAAUAAUGUCACAGGCUCCUGCAGCAGCUGCAAGUAAAGAAGACAAUGACGAUGAUAAGAUUGAUCCAGUGAUGAAACAAUACAUGGCUAUGGUGCAGCAGCAGAAAGAAAAGGAGAAACAGGUUUGUGGGUACCAGUUCAAUCCCUUUGGUAAUAAUGUAAAGCCAUGUAAAACUUUUAGGAUAAUGCAAGGCAGUGAAAAUGUUAUCAGAAAGCUUUAGAAUCAGAAAGCUUUAGAAGCUUUCAUAAGUGGAGAAAUAUGUAAAUAACAGAAGUAAAUAAUACAAAACCACACCCCCCCCCCCACCAUUAGCAUUAAAUUAAAAAAUCAAAGCCCAUUUACAAAUUUGUAUUUACAAAGCAAUAAAUUUUUUUUUCAGUAUUGUUUAUUUUUAAAGUUUUGUUUAGAUUAAUUUGUUUCAACGUCUUUCUUUUUAAUAUGUAAAAAACAAAAGUAAAAAAAACAAAACCCCACCCCCCCCCCCACCAUUAGCAUUAAAUUAAAAAAUCAAAGCCCAUUUACAAAUUUGUAUUUACAAAGCCAUCAAUUUUUUUUUCAGUAUUGUUUAUCUUUAAAGCUUUGUUUAGAAUAACUUGUUUCAACGUCUUUCUUUUUUUUCGCCACUCAUUUUAACAGCUUGCUAAAGCCACAAGCGGAUCUAAAGGAAAGUUACAGGUACAUCUUGUAGAUUUAUAAAAAUAUAACAUUAUAAAUAUAAAAUUGUGGUUUUAAAGCACAUAUGGGUAUGAAUUAGGAUGACUACCUUUGCAAUAAUUAGUAAUGAUAAAAACAUUUAUUUUAUUCAAAAUAUUUUAUAAUCAUUAACUAGUUGAUAACUAAUUAAUUUAUGAAUUUAAACUAAAUUGUUUUAUUGUCUAAUUUUUUUUUUUUAAAUUUACUGCAGGAUAAGACUCCAUCUCAGUCUGAAUCUGAAGAAUUGUCAGUUGCAAUUGAUGAUAAAACGUAAGGGGGCAAAAAUCUUUUUAACAUUCUAUGGUCUUUAUUCCUAUCAGGUUCUACAGUUUGCAUUGACUACUAUUUCAGUGGGAACACAUUAAUUAAUGAUUAAUUUUGUGUUCCACUAAGUUUAUUCACUAUCUGAUUCCAUCUAAAAGAUUUUUACAUUAUUACAGUUGUGUCCCUAAAAGUGAGACUAUAAUUUUAUAACAUUAUGGAAAUAUUGUAAAUAUUUUAUCUUAAUUUAAAAAAAAAGAAGCUUCUACUUUAAAGGCCAGAAUAUCAAACUGUUUUUGUUAAUUGCCAAGACCCUAACAAAGAAUCAUCAGGAUUCAAGUGUUAAUAAUUAAUAAUAAAAAAAUUGGUAUGGUGUCUGGUAAAGCAAAGGCUAACAUCCAAGAGAUGUCAAACACAAGAGCAAUAUUGUGCCAACCAAUUUUGAAGAGCUUUGAGGUAAAACUGUAUUAAAUUAAAUUGUUUCAUGUUUUUCCAACAUAAUUCUCUAAAAGUAAUGCUUUUUAACUGUAUUGUGAUUUAGGUAAUAUUUAAAAAAAGAAUAAUUUCUUUCAGGGAACAUGAUGAUGAUUUCUCCUCCUGGUGAUUAUAUUACAAGAUGUUUAAAGCUCAAACAGGAACAUUGGAAAUAUUUAUUUUAUUAAUAACUGUUUAAAAAAUUUGCAUUGUAAUAAAUGAUGGUAUUUUCAUAUAAAAAAAAUUAUUACAAUUUUUGAAAAUUAAAAUUCAGAUUUAUAAACAUGAAAAUAUAUUAUUUAAAAAUUUUGUUCACACUGUUAUUUUGGGUAAUUAAUUUGCUACUAUUUAAUUGAUUACAUUUCCUUUAAAUUUAAAUAAAUAUUGUCCUUUUAAAAUAUUUUGUUAGUAUUGUUCAUCAAAUACUUUAAAGAAUUAUCUGUAAUUUUAAUUAUUUGAUAUUAGUUUAUGAAUUACAAUUUUUUUUUAAACAGCUGAGUCUGUGAUAAACUGUCAUAUAAAUGUACUACAUAUUAAUUAUUGAAUGUAUCAAAAGAUUUCAACAAACCUGUGAGUGUAAUAUGAAAUAUAAAUGUAGUGUGAAUGAAAAUGUAUAUUUAUAAUUCUUGAUAAAACUAUAAAUAUAUGUAACUAUAUUUUUAAUUAUUUAGUUAAAAGGAUUUCUCAGCAUAAAAAUACUGAUUUCACACAAGACAGUGGGCCACAUAAAUAAUUUUUUUCAACAUUGUGUAUUUAAUACAUUAGAAACUUUGAUAGUUUAUAAGGGAUUUCAUAUUGUUUAAUAUCUGCCAGCAUACAGUUCUAUCAAUAAAACAAAAGCAAAAUGUGAAUUGUAUGGUUUUUAUUUACUUAAAAAAAAAAAAAAGAAAAAAAAAAGAAAUCACUAAC
Lymnaea stagnalis (great pond snail) is the source of this 17481-nucleotide messenger RNA. NCBI's taxonomy places the organism in Eukaryota, Metazoa, Mollusca, Gastropoda, Lymnaeidae. The record is from the annotation of a GenBank genome assembly.